AAAACUGCAUACCUUUUUCUUACAUAUCUUUCUCUCCUAACACUGUGUAUGUGUCCUUCGAGAGCAGCCACAUGUGAAGCAGAGGGUUUGAUAAGAUGGAAAUCCAGCCUAUCAUCUUCUGCUUCUCUCGAGUCUUGGUCCCUCAACAACAUCACCAACCACUGCAGAUGGAUUGGCAUUCGCUGCAAUGACGAGGGAUAUGUCUCUGGGAUUGAUCUCCCCGAUGCAGAACUUGCAGGGACAUUGGACCUGUUCCAUUUCACUGCAUUGCUGAAUCUCACCACUUUCAACCUCAGUGGGAAUUAUCUCAAUGGCGCCAUACCAGCUGCUCUUGGCAACCUCACCAGCCUCACUCUCUUGGACCUAUCCUACAAUCUGUUUUCCAGCGCCAUUCAACCAGAGAUCGGCCGCUUGACAGAGCUUCGAUACCUGAGCUUCUCCGAUAACUCUAUGGUUGGAGAAAUCCCAUAUCAGAUUGGCAAUCUGAGGAAGGUGCGCUUCUUGGAUUUGGGCUCCAAUCUCUUUGAAACUCCUGACUGGUCUCGAUUUCCCACUUUCCCUUUCCUAACUCACCUGAAUCUUCAGUACAAUAAACUCACCUCGGAAUUCCCACACUUCAUAACCACAUGUCUCAACCUUACUUUUCUUGAUUUGUCUGGAAACGCCUUCACAGGACAGAUUCCUGAAUCAUUGUUCACCAAUUUGCUCAAACUUGAAUAUCUUAACCUCAACACCAAUGGUUUUCAAGGCCCCCUGUCAACAAAUAUCACUAACCUCUCCAAGUUGAAGGAUCUUUGCCUUGGCGACAACUUCUUCUUUGGCAACAUUCUUGAUUCAAUAAGCCUUAUUCCAAGCCUGCAAGAUCUAGAGCUGUACAAUAAUUCGUUAAUAGGAGAAAUCCCUCCUUCUAUAGGCCUACUCACAAAUCUCCGAACUCUAGACCUUGGGUGGAACAGAUUCAAUUCCUCCAUUCCCCGAGAGCUCAGCCUGUGUAACAAGCUGACCUACUUAGAUUUAUCCCAGAAUUCACUCUCGGGGCCAUUGCCGUCAUCCUUAUCAAAUCUGAGCAAUUUAUCUUUGUUGGAUCUAUCUGACAAUAGCUUGACUGGUGAAAUAUUGACCUCUUUCAUCGCGAGUUGGAGACAACUAAUCUUAAUACAAAUUGAAGACAAUGAAUUCAGUGGGGAACUUCCAUCAGAAAUAGGCUUGCUCACAAACCUUAAGUAUCUGUUUCUUUAUAAUAACUCGUUUUCAGGCAGCAUCCCACCGGAGAUAGGAAACCUACAAAAUUUGUCGACGAUGUACCUUUUCACCAAUAAGUUUUCAGGCAGCAUCCCACCAGAGAUAGGAAACCUACAGAAUUUGUGGAGGCUGGACCUUUCAACCAAUAACUUUUCAGGUCCAAUACCAUCUACCAUUGGAAAUCUUACAAAUCUGUGGGUCUUAGAUCUCUCUUCCAACAAAUUAAAUGGUGAACUCCCAUCCUCCAUCUGCAAGUUGUCACAGCUUUUUUAUCUUCUGCUCUCAAAUAAUACUUUGGAAGGAAGAUUGCCGCAUUGUUUCGGAAACUUCAGCAGAUCAUUGACCAUCUUUCACCUAAACCAAAAUCAAUUUAGUGGCCUCAUACCAUCUACCUUUUCAAAGGAUUGUCGUCUUUUGUCCAUCAAUUUGGGUAAUAACAAAUUCAACGGACGAUUACCUAGAUCCUUAAUCAAUUGCCAAAGUCUAGAAGGCCUCGACAUUGGGAAUAAUAGAAUACAAGAUGAAUUUCCCUUUUGGAUGGAACGCCUAGAUAAGCUUCGGGUGCUAGUGUUGAGGUCCAACAAGUUUGGUGGUAACAUGUCGCUUCCUUUACGGACCAAGUUUUCAUUUCCAAGGUUGCAAGUUUUUGAUGUAUCCCAUAAUGAAUUUGUGGGCUCUCUACCUCAAAGAUAUUUCAACAAUUUCAGAGCAAUGAUUGAGCCAGUAGACACCGAUGCUGAUGAGUUUCUAAGUUACAUGGAGAUGAGGCUCAACUUGAAAGGUCAGGAUCAGUUAAUUAAGAGACUACUGGAAACCUUCACAACAAUUGAUCUGUCCUCCAAUAGAUUCUCUGGGGGUAUUCCACCUUCCAUAGGAAAUCUUAAGAUUCUCAAAUACUUGAACUUGUCCCACAAUACCCUCACUGGAUAUAUUCCUUCAUCUCUUGGAAUCAUGAGUGAACUCGAAUCGUUGGACUUGUCAACGAACAAAUUGGAUGGAGAAAUUCCAAGUGAAUUGACAAGGUUGACAUUUCUUGCGAAAUUAAACCUUUCAAUGAACAAUCUUAUUGGGCAAAUACCGCAAUCCAAUCAGUUCUCCACAUUUGAGAAUGAUACAUACAUGGGAAACUUAGGAUUGUGUGGACUUCCGUUGACGAGAAAAUGCAAAGACGGUGAUGGGAAAUCGAUGCAACCGCAAGAAGAAGAAGAAGAAGAAGAAGAAGAAGAAGAAGAAGAAGAAGAAGAAGAAGAAGAAGAAGAAGAAGAAGAAGAAGAAGGUGAUGAAUAUGAAUUCAUUGAUGGAUUUGGUUGGCGAUGUGUUGUAAUGGGAUAUGGAAGUGGAUUCGUAGUUGGAAUUGGAAUUGGAUACAUGAUUAUAAGAAGUGGAAGGCCAAUAUGGUUAGUAGAAUUCUUUUUUGGAGUUGGAUAUAUAUAUAAGACGAAGAAGAGACGCAAAAGAGCUGCACCAACACGCAGGGGAACUUGAUUCAAAGCCAAAGAGACAAUUGUGUGCUUUUCGUGUGUUAAAUUUGGAACUAUUGAUUGUGUUUUAGUUGUGUUUCCUAUUUCCUUUUACCUUUUCAAUUGCUAUUUUUGUUGUGUGUUUUCUUAUUCUUUUUACCUUUUUCAGUUGCUACUACUGUGGUUGUGUUUAAUAUCUUUAAUACUCCCUGGGAAGUAUAUUAUGCUAUAAUGUUCUUUA
Messenger RNA from Salvia hispanica, 2943 nucleotides. RefSeq lists its product as uncharacterized. The record is from RefSeq and is a predicted model, not a curated record. NCBI's taxonomy places the organism in Eukaryota, Viridiplantae, Streptophyta, Magnoliopsida, Lamiales, Lamiaceae. Gene Ontology annotation, molecular function: protein binding.